This is a messenger RNA of Hemibagrus wyckioides, 4158 nucleotides long. RefSeq names its product ring finger protein 220a (gene rnf220a). The coding region runs from base 407 to 2404 and encodes 665 amino acids. The transcript has 17 exons. Gene Ontology annotation, biological process: protein ubiquitination. The record is from RefSeq and is a predicted model, not a curated record. Lineage: Eukaryota; Metazoa; Chordata; Actinopteri; Siluriformes; Bagridae. Gene Ontology annotation, molecular function: ubiquitin protein ligase activity; metal ion binding.
UGUGUCCGUGCAGUUUACCCCCUCAUCGAUACGUGCAACUGAUACUACCCGGGAAAACUCGACCUCACACGGCGGUCGUCUUGGCUGUGUGCGCGCGCCGCAAACUUUUUCCUCGCAUGCUCCUCGGCUCUCCCUGCGCCUGGCACGGACCACGAAAAAAAAAGUUUCGCUUGUGCGGGAUAAAAGGACGCCCAGGACCUGCCAAGGAAUUACUUUAUACACCGACGAGCCCUGUCGAGCUUGAAUUGCCAGCAAGAGGCACCCAUUCUAAGUAUAAAGGACGGACCCAAUCGGCACCAUACUCCCCAUACCAUUCCCCCCCGCUCUUUUCUCUCCACCCCUCCCCCCUGCCCCACUGAGCUCUCCGCUCACCCCUCCUCCUCCUCAACCGACACCCCCGGCCAAGAUGGACCUUCACCACCGAGCCGCCUUCAAGAUGGAGAGCUCAUCGUAUCUCCCUGGUCCAUUGGCGUCUCCAGCUCUCAUGGUGCUGGCGUCAACAGCCGACGCAAGUCGCGAUGCCUCGGCCCCGUGUCAGCAGCCGCGGCCGUUUGGCGCACCAGUGUCUGUCUCCGACAAGGACGUGCACCUACCUUUCGCCAACGGCUCCUACGCCUUCGCCUCCGUCUACCACCGGCAGCCUGGCUUUGGUGGCCGUGACUUUGCUCCAUCUCUCCUGCACCUGCACCACCAGUUUGCACCACCUGGCCUAGACUGUCCACCAUCCAUCAGUGUGCUUAACCACGGUGCUGUUGGAGCCUUCCGGCCCUUUGCUUCACCACCAGAAGAACGUGAUGCAGCCUCAGGGGCCUACCAAUCAGCUUUCACUCCAGCAAAGCGCCUCAAGGGCUGCCUGGAGGCAGAAGCGUCUCCACACCUGCGCUACUCAGACGCUGAGGGUAAAGAGUAUGACUACGGUGGCGCCCACGUGCCCUCAGGCUCACCCGGUGCCCUCAAGGCUGUGGAGGAUGCCGGAAAGAAAAUCUUCGCCGUCUCUGGCCUGCUGUCCGACCGCGAGGCCUCAUCCAGCCCAGAGGACCGCACUGAACGCUCCAGGGAGAAGCUUCUCCAUGCUGCCUCUUUUCCUCCUCCUCCUCCUCCUUCCCGGCUCUUUCUGGCUCUCCCCCUGAUGCGGAGGAGGCCGAUGUGCCACUCAGGCAAGAAGAAGGUGUCUCUGUAUGACAGCCAGGCUCCCAUCUGCCCUAUCUGCCAGGUUCUUCUGCGUCCUGGAGAGCUGCAGGAACACAUGGAGCAGGAGAUGGAAAGGCUCACCCAUUUGCACAUCAGUAAGAACCCAUCACCGAAGGAUCUCAGCACAGCGCCUGGCACGCCCAAGUCUCUCCUGCUGUCAGUGCACAUCAAGCGUGAGGGAGAGUCUCCAGUAAUCUCACCGCUGUCCUCCGACGACCCGCACCAUUCUGACAGAUACCAGACAUUUUUGCGAGUGCGGGCAAACAGACAAACACGACUGAAUGUCGGUGACCUCUGCUGGCGCAGGCGUUACGGCAAGGAUGUGCCCCGAGACGUGCCCCUAGCUCCCUACUGCCUACACGACGCUCGGAUCGGCAAGCUGAAGCGGCGGAAGCCAGAGGAUGGACAGGUAUGUCCACUGUGCAGCGCUCCGCUGGAAGGAACAGUUGAGGAAAUGAAUAGGCAUGUGGAAGAGUGUCUGUUAAAGAGGGAGGGCGGCAUGGAGGAUGACCAGGCCGAUAUGGAAGGCGAGAACGGCACCCGCUUUGAAGAGUACGAGUGGUGCGGCCAGAAGAGGAUCCGAGCGACCUCCCUGCUGGAGGGAGGCUUCAGAGGUACAGGCUUCGCCAUGUGCAGUACAAAAGAGAGCCAUGACAGCGAUGCCGACCUGGACGUGGACGGAGACGACACACUGGAGUACGGCAAAGCACACAGAUACACUGAAGCAGAUAUCAUUCCCUGUUCCGGAGAGGACCAAGGGGAGACCAAAGAACGUGAGGCACUCCGUGGAGCCGUCUUAAAUGGAGGCAUGCCGUCCAACAGGAUAACGCCGGAGUUCUCCAAGUGGGCUAGCGAUGAAAUGCCGUCCACCAGCAACGGUGAGAGCAGCAAGCAGGAGGCCAGCUCCGCAUCGACGUCCACUGUGCCCAGGACCUGCAAAAACAGUGAGAUUGAGAAAAUCACAGAGGAUUCCACAGGCACCACACUGGAAGCUCUGAAGGCUCGCAUCCGAGAACUGGAGAAGCAGAUCCUUAGAGGAGACAGAUACAAGUGUCUGAUUUGCAUGGAUUCCUACACAGCGCCCCUCACCUCCAUCCAGUGUUGGCAUGUCCACUGUGAAGAAUGCUGGCUUAGGACUCUGGGAAAUAAGAAACUGUGUCCACAGUGCAACACGAUCACAUCACCAGGAGACCUCCGACGCGUGUACUUGUGAACAAGUCACCAUCAGUGUCCAGAUUCUUCCCCCUUUUUCCUUUUUUGUCUAUUCUGUUCCGGUGGAUUUAAGUUUCCUCUUCCAGACUGAGAGUCUUGUGCCGAUAUUAACAAGGAGCUUCUGAUGUAGCAGCAAACUGCACAGGGACUUGUAAGGACUAUGUAUAGACUCAGUAUUUCCCUGUGAGUGAGAAGCUCCUCCCACUUCUUGCCCAGCCUCUGACUCUGCCCCCUUGUGGUGCUCCAUGUUACGGUGCAGGUCCAUAACGCUGCCGCCCGCUUCCCCGCUUCGCUUUGACACACACCCUCUGUCUGCUACGAUGGAGUGUGUGUUCGUGUGUGUCUGUGUGUGCAUGUUGGUGGGAUCUCUCUCAGCAAGGUCACUGAGCUUGUCUUCAGCUGGGAGCUUCAGCCCCUCCAUCCCGGCAGGGACAAAAAAAACAAAAAAAAAAAACAUCAACAAAAAAACAAAACGAAAGAAACUGAUGAUAGUUUAGCCUUCACCCUUCUGUCCCUUCCAUCCUUUUCUUCAAACUGUCAUUGUGUUUUUUCUCCCACUCUGCCAACAACCCCCCCCCAAUUUUCACUUCUUUUGUGGUGUUCUAGUGAUGUCAACCAAAUUCAAUGAAUCAGUGCAAGCACAUGUAUUAUAGUCUUGUAUGUUUACGGUGUUGUGAGUAAAUGACAUAGAGAACACACUUGUAUACACAUGCAUAACAUGCGCACACACUCAAAAAAAAAUGACACACAAGUAUAUAUUGCAGUUUUAGUUGGGGCCGGGGGUCGGGUGGGUGGGUGAGGGAGGGGCUGAUGUUUCAAUCUUUGUGGAAAAAGAAAUCCCUCUGUAUUUUUAAACGGAUGUUGUUGUCUUGAGGUUGAAGUUGUAUUUCAUUGUACAGGAAGAAAUUUAAUAAUAUUAAUAAUGAAGUACUCAAACUAGGCUUUAAAGGUUUAGGCUGUACAUUUUUGUUUUUCCAACUCUGAUAUACGGUAUAUACUGUAGAUUCAAAUCUAAAGCAAGCGAGCUCAUCUUUAUUUUUUCUUUCUCUUUUUCUUUUUUUAAAUAUCGGAAAGACUGAUUUUAAACUGUUAACCACCCUGAUGAUCCUUUCAAGUGACAACGGAAAUUGAGGAUUAAACAACUUUGAUCAUUGUCAUUUGGCGUAAGUUUGCUGCAAGCAGAUAUCUGCGAAAGGGUGUGAUUCUGUUCUUCCUUUCCAAGAUGGGUUAUAAAACAGGUUCAGUCAUAUUCAGCCCUCUAAUGGAAGACAACGAUGCUUUUCCUUUCUUCCUACAAGAAGGAUCAGAUAGGAUUGGAUGAUUGGAAGAUGGCUUGGUGCCUCCGCUCUCUCCAGGAGUGAGAUGGUGUACUUUUGUAUUUGUACAACUAUAUAUUGUGACUUUUCUUUUCUGUAUUGAUGUAAACAAGGGGUGGAAAAAGGAUUCAAGAAAAGAAAGCAAAUUGCUGAUCCCAGUCCCACAAUAAAUGGUCAAAUGUUGCUUUUCUUUCUUUCUUUCUUUCUUUUUUUUUUAAAUUUUCUAUUAUUAUUUGCACCAUUAGCGAGAUUAAUGGCUGUCUCCUUCAAUUCUGUAAAUAAACCAGUUUUCGAAUUUUCAACACUUGGAGUUGCCAAGCUUCAUAGAAGACAAGAGGCUGUCCAUAUCAGUUUAAAUGUAUGAGAUUAUCAAUCAGAGAUGAUAAGCCCUUUUUAAAUUUCUUGUUUGGAGAAAAAAAGGUUCUGUCCCAGUGAUGAU